Melitaea cinxia (Glanville fritillary) is the source of this 1824-nucleotide messenger RNA. Its product is annotated as organic cation transporter protein-like. Gene Ontology annotation, cellular component: membrane. Gene Ontology annotation, molecular function: transmembrane transporter activity. Lineage: Eukaryota; Metazoa; Arthropoda; Insecta; Lepidoptera; Nymphalidae. Gene Ontology annotation, biological process: transmembrane transport. The record is from RefSeq and is a predicted model, not a curated record. The transcript is spliced from 5 exons. Bases 109 to 1566 code for a protein of 485 amino acids.
UGUUUGAGCGCAGCCACGAUAGCUGCGGCACACGUUUCUUGCCGUUUUGUGUUACCAAAUUACAAGUAUACUUGUUGUGACUGUAUCGAAUCACAAGGAUCGUAUAAAAUGGUGGACAACGAAACAAAGGAAGCCGAAGGUCAGAAUGUUGAGGAUCCAAUGACAAAGGCAAUAGGAGCAAUAGGAAAAUGGCAAAUAUGGAUAUGUUUUGUCGUUUUUCUCGUUAAAUUUCCUGUCGCCUGGCAUCAAAUGAGUAUUAUAUUUCUUGCACCUCCCGUAAACUUCACCUGCUCAAGUAACGAUGAAUUCGACAACAAAUGUUUGUCUAAUUGUACGAAAUACAAAUAUGACCACAGUGUGUUUGGCGAAACAAUUAUAUCACAAUGGGAUCUUAUCUGCGAAAAAGCAUGGCUCAAAAAUCUUACCCAAACUAUAUUCAUGCUUGGUAUUCUUGUGGGAAAUAUGCUCUUUGGACAUCUCUCUGACAGAUUCGGAAGAAGAAUACCUUUUUUGGGAGCGGUAUUUCUUCAGCUCAUAGCAGGAGUUACGACUGCUUAUUCAGUAAAUUGGUAUAUGUUCACUUCUCUACGAUUCCUUCUGGCUGUCGCUACUGGAGGAACAAUGGUCACAAGUUUCGUUCUGAUUAUGGAGUUAAUAGGAACAAAAUACAGGGAUACUAUUGGAAUUCUCUAUCAAAUACCAUUUAAUUUAGGACACUUAACUUUGCCUCUAUUUGGAUACUUUUUACGAAACUGGAACACGUUUCAAUUAGCAAUAUCAUUGCCCUCUAUACUAUUUCUCAGUUAUUACUUUUUGCUUCCUGAAUCUCCAAGAUGGUUAAUGACAGCAGGAAGAGUAGAGGAUACACUUACAAUUUUAAAGAGAAUUGCAAAGAGAAAUGGACGACCAACGGAAAAUAUUGAUUCUUCUAUCCAGAAAAUGGCUGUCGAUAUGAAUAGUGUUCACGAGAAAGCGUCGUUCUUUGCAUUGUUCCAAACACCAAGACUCCGAGUACGCACUCUUGCCAUUUGCUUCAAUUGGUUCGUGUGUGGAUUUUGCUUCUUCGGUGUUUCACAAUACAUUGGACAUGUGUCAGGAAAUAUCUUCUCUAAUGUCACGAUAUCUGCAUCUAUAUUGGUGCCAGGAACAAUUAUUUCAAUAUACGCUAAUCAACUCCUCGGUAGAAAGAUAACUUUAAUGAGUUCCAACUGCGUCACCGGUCUCAGCUGUCUCCUCCUCGCUGUUGUGCCCACAUCCACCGCCAGCCACUUAACGCUUGGUUGCAUCGGUCUAUGGGGAAUGAGUAUAUCCUUCGCAACUGUGUAUCUAUACGCAGGAGAACUGUUUCCUACUGUUGUACGAAACUCUGGAGUUGGACUUUCUUCUACUGUUGCAAGAGUGGGAUCUAUGGUGGCUCCCUUUGUGGCUACAUUAGCUCAUACCAGUGCCUGGUUACCACCUCUCGCUUUUGGUGUCGUACCACUCAUUGGGUCUUGUCUUUGUAUAAUAUUACCAGACACGCGGGGAAAGAAACUACCAGACACAUUAGAAGAAGGUGAAGCUUAAAUUCUACAGGAAAUCUGACUUCUGGAUAAAUAUUUAUUUCAUCAAGUUUUUUAGAACAAAAGUAAAGGAAAAUGGCGACAGUAACGUAAAUUACGUAUGGAAUACGUAUCUAAUACCUAUUUUAAAAGUCGUUUUCGAGUUACCACGAAUAAAUUAAAGAUUACCGCUUGGUAAUGUUAUAAAGUCUAUACAAAUAGGCUGUGAUAAUUAGUUACAAUCAUACACGUAUUAAAUAAAAUAUUUGUUAAGAAAUUAAAA